AAAUAACUUGGGACCUGUGAGCUGACAAAUGCUCUGGCUUUGGUGGUGACAGGUCGUCCAGCUUCUUACAGCCAUCUUCACUAAAACUAAGGUUAACUCCUCACUCUCUAUGGACGGCUGCUCUCUACUUCCAAGGGCGUGAAGAAUUUUCCUUUUCUCCUGUGCUUUCAUCCGAAAGUUCUCCUUGGAUAAUUGUCAUCGCAGUGGAGUGCCUGAGUUGGACAUCCUCAUCUGGGUCAACUAAAAAAAGAAAGCAUGCAAGACGACAGCCUAGAAGCUUCUACUUCCAUAUCCCAGCUGCUAAGAGAAAGCUAUUUAGCCGAAACCAGGCAUCGGGGAAACCAGGAGAGGAGCCGUGCAGAGCCCUCCUCCAACCCCUUCCUUUUCAGCAGUCCCUCCGGGGCUGCCGAAGGAGGAGGCCAAGAGGACCUCCCGGACCUCUCGGCCUUUCUGAGCCAAGAAGAACUGGACGAAAGCGUCAAUCUGGCGAGACUGGCCAUCAACCACGAGCCCUCGGAGCGGGCGGACGAGGCUCAGGCUCGGAAGCGGCUGUCCUCGGAGCCGGGGAAGCCCGCGCCCGCCUUCCGCCCGGCGAGCCCCCCACGACCCCCCAGCCCUCGGGGGAGCCCCCAGGAGGCCAAACAGCCGCACUACAGUUCCGAAAGCCAGUCCAAAAAAGUCUUCCUGAACAAGGCCGCCGAUUUCAUAGAAGAGCUGUCCUCCCUUUUCAAGGCCCACAGCUCCAAAAGGAUCAGACCUCGCGCCUGCAAAAACCACAAGAGCAAACUCGAAUCUCAGAACCGAGGCGUGCAGGAGAACAGCUCCAGCUUUUCGGAGCUGUCCGAAAGGCGGGAGCGAUCGGUCCCCAUCCCUGUGCCCGCAGACACCAGGGAUAACGAGCUGAACCACGCCCUGGAGCAGCGGGAAGCCCAGAGGCGGGAGGCGGAGCUGGCGGGCGAGGCGGGCGCUGGCGGGGACACCACCCCCGGGUCCUCGCCUUCGUCUCUGUACUAUGAAGAACCUCUGGGGCAGCCUCCCCGCUUCACCCAAAAGUUACGGAGCAGAGAAGUUCCCGAGGGAACCCGAGUCCAGUUGGACUGCAUAGUGGUAGGAAUCCCACCACCUCAAGUAAGGUGGUAUUGUGAAGGCAAGGAGCUUGAAAAUUCCCCAGACAUUCAGAUCGUCCAGGCAGGAAACUUGCACUCACUGACCAUCGCUGAAGCCUUUGAGGAAGACACAGGACGCUAUUCCUGCUUUGCGUCCAACAUCUAUGGGACAGACUCAACUUCUGCCGAGAUUUAUAUAGAAGGAGUUUCUUCUUCUGACUCAGAAGGGGACCCUAACAAGGACGAAAUGAAUCGAAUCCAGAAGCCAAAUGAGGUGUCAUCACCACCCACUACUUCUGCAGCCAUUCCUCCAGCAGCACCGCCAGCCACACAUUUGGUGACCCAACCCAGAGUGUCAACCGUCGAGCAGUGCCAGAGCCCUACCAACUACCUGCAAGGAUUGGAUGGAAAACCUAUCAUUGCGGCUCCAGUGUUUACAAAGAUGCUACAAAAUUUGUCAGCCUCUGAGGGUCAGCUGGUUGUCUUUGAAUGCAGAGUAAAAGGAGCUCCAUCCCCCAGAGUUGAGUGGUAUAGGGAAGGGACCUUAAUAGAAGAUUCUCCAGAUUUUAGGAUUUUACAAAAAAAACCUCGUUCCAUGGCAGAACCAGAGGAGAUCUGUACUUUGGUUAUUGCCGAAGUGUUCGCAGAAGACUCCGGAUGCUUCACGUGUACAGCCAGCAACAAGUACGGCACGGUGUCCAGCGUGGCGCGCCUCGAUGUGCGAGGCAAUGAAGACCUCAGCAACAAUGGGGCUCUUCACCCAGCCAACUCCACCACCAACCUGCCUACUAGUGAGCCUCAGACAGCCCUACCCAACCCCGAGCCUCCUUCUGCAGAGCAGCCCCUCAAACCCAAGCUCGAAGGGGUCCUGGUGAACCACAACGAGCCCCGCUCCAGCUCCAGGAUUGGGCUGCGUGUGCAUUUCAACCUGCCGGAAGAUGACAAAGGAAGCGAAGCGUCCUCUGAGGGGAAUGUGGCGAUGGCCUCCCAGACCAGGCCUGAUUCCUUCCCAGAGAGGUUCAACGGGCAGGCAGCAAAAAUCCCUGAGCCUUCCUCCCCCGUCAAAGAACCCCCUCCAGUUCUAGCCAAGCCUAAACUCGACUCCACUCAGUUACAACAGCUUCACAACCAAGUCCUACUGGAGCAGCAGCAGCUGCAGGCCCCGGGCCCCGCGUCGCCGAGGGAGUUCCCUUUCCACGCGAGCGGGAGCGUGGCGAACUCGGCGGCUCCCCCCGCGGCAGUGGUCGUCUCCAGCAAGCAGCUGAAGGCUGCUGCAUCGUCCGCAUCCUCGUCGCAGGCACUCAGCUUGGCUAGGCCGAAGCAUUUCUUCCCCUCCGCGAGCACCACCGCGGCCACCACGUCCCCAUCCAGCUCCCCAGUGUUCACCCUGAGCAGCACUCCGCAGCCGAUUCAGCGGACAGUGAGCAAGGAAAGCCUGUUACUGUCUCACCCCUCCGUGCAGACCAAAUCUCCAGGCGGGCUUUCCGUUCACAGCCACAGCGAGCCGCCCCCUCCAGCCCCAGCAGAGCCAGCUCCGCCGCCACUCACGUUCUCCAUGCCCAGUGCAAACCAGUUUCAGCCCCACUAUGUGCCCCCAACUCCUGUCUCUCCCACCGGCCGGAUUCAGAACCCAGUGGCUUUCCUCAGCUCUGUCCUGCCUUCUCUUCCUGCCGUCCCACCCACCAAUGCCAUGGGGCUGCCAAAGAGCGCACCAUCUGUGCCAUCCCAGGGACUAAUGAAGAGAAAUACAAAGUCUUCACAACCAGUGAGUGAUGAUUAUAUUCGUGAAACUAAGAAUGCAGUGAUUCUAGAUCUGGGGAAGAAAAUGAGUUUUGGUGAUGUCAGAUCAAACCAGCAGGAAUACAAAAUUUCAAGCUUUGAACAGAGGCUGAUGAAUGAAAUAGAGUUUCGCUUGGAACGUACACCUGUUGAUGAAUCAGAUGAUGAAAUCCAACAUGAUGAGAUUCCCACGGGCAAAUGUAUUGCUCCCAUCUUUGACAAAAGACUCAAGCAUUUCCGGGUUACAGAAGGCUCACCAGUCACAUUCACCUGCAAAAUUGUUGGGAUACCUGUUCCAAAGGUUUACUGGUUCAAAGAUGGGAAGCAGAUUUCUAAGAGAAAUGGACACUGCAAAAUGAGGCGAGAGGGCGACGGGACGUGUUCUCUGCACAUCGACUGCACCACCAGCGACGACGACGGCAACUACACCAUCAUGGCGGCCAACCCUCAGGGGAGAAUCAGCUGUUCUGGCCAUUUGAUGGUACAGGGUAUGCCCAUUCGUAGUCGACUAACCUCUGCUGGUCAACCUCACAGGGGAAGGUCCAGACUGCAAGAAAGAGACAAAGAACCCCUUCAGGAACGCUUUUUCCGACCACAUUUCCUGCAGGCUCCUGGGGAUAUGGUAGCUCACGAGGGACGCCUCUGUCGCCUGGACUGCAAGGUGAGUGGCUUACCGCCCCCAGAGCUGACGUGGCUGCUCAAUGGCCAACCUGUGCUACCAGAUGCCUCCCACAAGAUGCUGGUCAGGGAGACAGGGGUGCACUCGCUGCUCAUCGACCCCCUCACCCAGCGCGACGCAGGCACCUACACGUGCGUGGCUACCAACAAAACCGGGCAGAAUUCCUUUAGUCUGGAACUCACUGUGGUCGCCAAAGAGGUAAAGAAAGCACCAGUAAUCCUGGAGAAACUGCAGAACAGUGGCGUCCCCGAAGGCCACCCGGUGCGGCUGGAGUGCCGCGUGAUCGGCAUGCCCCCUCCCGUGUUCUACUGGAAGAAGGACAAUGAGACCAUCCCCUUCACCAGGGAGAGGGUCAGCAUGCACCAGGACACAACAGGGUAUGUCUGUCUCCUCAUUCAGCCGGCCAAAAAAUCAGACGCAGGAUGGUACACGUUAUCAGCCAAGAACGAGGCUGGCAUUGUGUCGUGCACUGCUAGGCUGGAUAUAUAUGCUCAGUGGCACCAUCAGAUCCCACCGCCCAUGUCCAUCCGGCCCAGUGGCAGUCGCUACGGAUCUCUCACCAGUAAAGGACUUGACAUUUUUUCUGCCUUUUCAUCUGUGGAAAGCACGAUGGUGUAUUCAUGCUCCUCUAGUAUAGUGGAGAGCGAUGAACUUUAAGUCUGGAUGCCUGCUGUGGAAGGGAGUGAACUGUGGAGGUGGAAGGAGGAGGAGCCAGAUGCAGUGGUUUCCAAGCGACUGGAUUUGAGUUGGUUCCCACGCUGCUGAACCUGUGGCAGGAAGUGCUUUGGAUAAGGUGGCCGGAGUUUCUUGCGCUCUCUUUUGCAGUAUGGCUUCAAGGCUGUGCCUCCGAAAGAGUCCAACAAAAAUAUGAGCUGACAAUACAGAUGAACCAAAGAUGUCAUACUACUGCCACCAACCGCUGUGAGGGAAGCAAGAAUGGCCCUGGCCCAGUUGUGUUAAGGAUGCUUAGGCUCUGCUAGGAGCAACAAGGGGCCAUGUGUCUGGCCAGAGACAAGUUAGAUGGUAGUGACCUUAGGACAUAACUAAUUCACCUAACAAUGCAAAAGAAAAAGCUGGGGAGGUCACUGUCACCUUUCACUGACUAUGUCUACGGCAGCAGUUAUGGUGACUUCAUUACAUCAGAUUCCACUUAGCAUUAGGAGAUCAUGCCAUGCCACUCAUACAUGUGGUGCAGCCCUUUUGAUUUGCAUAUCCUGUGUGCACAGAGUCAUAUAGUAAGCGCCAAAACGUGCUUGAGAUACUAAAGAAUCGCUGAAACACUCAAAAUUGCACAGUGUACUUAUUCUGUCGUCAACAACAGUUGGCCCCCAGCCUCUGCUGUCUGCACCAUUUUUCUUUAGAUGGUAACUGGUUUUUCUUCUUUCUGAUUUUGGAUAUCCCUAGACUCCAGUACUAAAGAGUUGUUAAUAAACCAAUCAGAAAACAAACAAUCUGCAGAGUCACUUUUAAAAUUAUCAGCUUCAAUUGCCACUUGAGAAAUGUGCAAGAGUCAUCAUCAUCUGUCCACAGAAUACCAUCCCAACAUGCUCCCACCACUUCCCGAAAGUCUGGAAUUGUAGAAAGCAGAAAGGAAGAGGUGCAGACAAGGCGGGAGUGAUGCGAGAGAGCUGGUUUUCACUUCCCACAGCAGAGUAGCAGUUGUGGAAAGAGCAGACCUUCAUAGCUGUGAACUGCUUUGAGAUCAUUGAUCAAAUUGCAUUUUCUACAUAGAAAACAAUAUGCUAGCUGGGAAAGUGGAGGGAAGGGGAACAAGCUUCUUUCGUCUAACCUAUCUGUUCAAAACCCGCAGUUCAUGGCAAUAUCCUUAGUGCCUAGGAGAGUACCCAGCACAAAGUAGCCAUUCAGAAAGUAUUUGCUGGGUAAAUGAAUCUUAUAUUAGACACAAAAAUCUUCAGGUCCCACACCAGUCCAAACACUGCACCAACAAUGGUCGUCACAGCACAGUUUGCUCCAGGCUCACCAGGGAGAUGACUAGGGUCCUGUUACCAGUUUCUUCUGCUCAGAUCCCUGGUGUUCUGUGUGUCAGGCCUCCUCAGAUGGCAUCUUACAUAAGCAAAUGAUUUAGAUAGAUAUAGUAAAUGCUUGGCUUCAAAAUAAAUUCUUUGUUUCAAGGCAAGGGUUUACAAUAUAAAAAUAAAUUCAUUCAAAAAAUCA
Molecule: messenger RNA, 5739 nt
Organism: Cavia porcellus (domestic guinea pig)
Lineage: Eukaryota; Metazoa; Chordata; Mammalia; Rodentia; Caviidae
Gene: Mypn
Product: myopalladin
Exons: 20
Coding region: 256-4221 (1321 amino acids)
Source: RefSeq, a predicted model, not a curated record